Molecule: messenger RNA, 7813 nt
Organism: Coregonus clupeaformis (lake whitefish)
Lineage: Eukaryota; Metazoa; Chordata; Actinopteri; Salmoniformes; Salmonidae
Product: ras/Rap GTPase-activating protein SynGAP-like
Exons: 22
Coding region: 265-4986 (1573 amino acids)
Biological process (GO): regulation of GTPase activity
Source: RefSeq, a predicted model, not a curated record
CUCUCUCGUGUUUUCCCCCCACACCUCAAUAACGGUGCGUGCGAUAUAUUUGUGCAUAUACUUUUAUGCACGGGGAUACAUUUUCAAUGGCUUAUAAUUCGUGGAUUAUAAUUUCUAUUUUUGAUUUCAACAGCAGUGGAAUAUUGGUUACCAUCGACUCCAAUUGUGAAUAGCGUAUUCCUUAUUUUCUGACUGGUGUGUGGUAUUUUUUUGCAUGCGGAGAGACUGUCAAGACUCGAAGACCACGUUCAAUGCCGUUGGAACAUGUCCUAUGUUCCCUUUCAAGAUGCGAGGUGUGCCGUCCCCCCCUCCUAUCGCCCCCAUGCCCGUUCCUUUGCCGCUCCCUCCUACGACCGACCCGACUGGAACCCCCGUCUCUGUGUGAUCUCCGGAAAUCAGCUCUACAUGUUGGACCAGGAGGAGGUACACCCUUUGUUGAUGCGCGAGCGUCGCUCCGAAUUGCACAGGAACAAGCUGCUGCGAAGGACAGUCAGCGUUCCUGUUGAGGGGAGGCACCAUCCAGAGAUGGGUGAAACGCCGCGCUCGCGGAAGAGCAUAGCCAACGUGAAGCAGCCAAGCAUGGAGAUCCCUCCCACUGCCCCCCAACCCUUCCGACAAUCCGUGAGUACCCCUCCAUCCUCCCGCCCUCGCUCGCUGAACCCCUCCCUUCCCCUUCUCCCUCCCCUCGCCCUCUCACCCUCUCUCUCCCCCUCCCUCCCCCAUGGCCACUCCUGCCUUCAGCAACGCUACAAGAAAGGGGUCAGUACACCCCCUCUCCCUCGCUCGCUGCCCCUCUCCCCCUGCCUCUCUCUUAGUCUCCCCCACUCCCCCCCUUCUUCUAAUUGGCCGGGGGACUGGAGGGUUGCCGCUUCCAGCCCAGUGACGGGACGCCAUAUUGCACCUCUGCCUCCCAUCGAGAGUUUCCUCAGUAGAAGGUUGAAGGGCUCUAUCAAGAGGGCUAAGAGUCAGCCCAAACUGGACCGCACCAGCAGCUUCCGCCACAUGAUCCUCCCCCGCUUCCGUAGUGCCGACCAGGACAGAACGCGCCUGAUGCAGAGCUUCAAAGAGUCCCACUCCCAUGAGUCCUUGCUGUCUCCCAGCAGCGCAGCCGAGGCGCUGGACCUCACCCUGGACGAGGACGCCAUCAUCAAGCCUGUCCACUCCAGCAUCCUGGGACAGGAGUACUGCUUCGAGGUGACUACGGCUUCGGGAACCAAGUGCUUUGCAUGUCGCUCGGGUGCAGAGAGAGACAAAUGGAUCGAGAAUCUUCAGAGAGCUGUCAAACCCAACAAGGACAACAGUCGGAGGGUGGACAACGUGCUGAAACUCUGGAUCAUCGAGGCGCGGGAGCUUCCGGCCAAGAAGCGUUACUACUGCGAACUUUGUCUGGACGACAUGCUUUACGCACGCACCACCAGCAAGCCCCGGACUGACACCGUGUUCUGGGGCGAGCACUUUGAGUUCAACAACUUGCCAGCCGUCCGCAACCUACGCCUUCAUCUCUACAAGGAGACUGACAAGAAGAGACGCAAGGAAAAGAGCACAUACCUGGGACUGGUCAGUAUCCCUAUCUCCAGCAUCACGGGCCGACAGUUUGUGGAGCAGUGGUACCCCGUCAUCCAGCCUAGCGUCCUGGCCAAGGGGCAAGCAGGGGGCAAGAUCAUCAAUGCCUCCCUACGCCUCAAGUCCCGCUACCAGACCAUGAGCAUCCUGCCCAUGGAGCUGUACAAGGAGUUUGCGGAGUAUGUCACCAAUAACUACCGGACUCUGUGUGCGGUGCUGGAGCCUCUACUGAGCGUGAAGAGUAAAGAAGAGGUGGCCUGUGCGCUGGUCCACAUACUACAGAGCACAGGGAAAGCAAAGGAUUUUCUUUCAGACAUGGCGAUGUGUGAGGUAGAUAGAUUCAUUGACCGAGAACACCUUAUCUUCAGAGAGAACACUCUGGCCACCAAAGCCAUAGAAGAGUACCUCAAGCUGAUUGGACAUAAGUACCUCAAGGAUGCAAUAGGGGAGUUCAUAAGGGCACUGUACGAAUCAGAGGAGAACUGCGAGGUGGACCCCAUGAGGACACCACCCUCUGUCCUUCCAGAUCACCAAGCCAAUCUCCGCAUGUGCUGCGAACUGGCACUCUGCAAAAUCGUCAACUCCCAUUGUGUGUUCCCUCGAGAGUUGAAGGAGGUGUUUGCCUCGUGGAGGGUGCGCUGUGCGGAGAGGGGGAGGGAGGACAUCGCAGACCGCCUAAUUAGCGGCUCCCUUUUCCUGCGCUUCCUGUGUCCGGCUGUCAUGUCCCCCUCCCUGUUCAACUUGACCCAGGAGUACCCAGACGAGCAGACGUCACGCACGCUCACCCUCAUCUCCAAAGUGGUGCAGAACCUGGCCAACUUCUCCAAGUUUGGCAUGAAAGAGGAGUACAUGUGCUUCAUGAAUGAGUUCUUAGAGAUGGAGUGGGGCUCCAUGCAGCAGUUCCUCUAUGAGAUCUCCAACCUGGACAGUGUGAGCAACGCGGGGGGCUUCGAGGGCUACAUCGACCUGGGCAGGGAGCUGUCCAUACUGCACAGCCUCCUCUGGGAGGUCAUGGCCCAGCUCAGCAAGUCUUCUAACCCUAACCCACAGGAUGCCAUUAUCAAACUGGGUCCCUUGCCCCGCCUCUUGAAUGACAUCAGCAUGGCCCUGCGUAACCCCCACCUGCAGAGGCAGCCCAGCCAUCAGAACCAGACAGAUAGAGUCCAUGAGAGACAGACGGAGAGGCUGCUCUCACGACCCAGCUUCAACAGGGGAGUCUCCUCGGAGUUCCAGAAUCUCAUGAUGAAGGAUCUCAAUAGCUCCAUAGAUAUCACUCGCUUGCCUUCCCCUACCUCUGGUGUGUCCAGUGGGGGGAUCAUGCCAUCUCGUGCUCAUGCUCAGCUGAGUUUCCAAGAGCGCGAUCACCCACAUCGAGCCUCCAAAGACGUUUUCUAUGUAACCCGCCCUCCCUUGGCCCGAUCCAGCCCUGCCUACUGCACCAGUAGCUCCGAUAUAACCGAGCCAGACCACAAGGACUCCACAUUGAACAGCGUGUCUAACCUGCAGUCGGUGGCCAUGCUCAACUCCUCCCAGGCCUCCAUCACCGGCAUGGGCAGCUUCGGAGGGCUCAGCAGCCAGGGUGGCGGAGGCCUGGGCUCGGGCCUGAGCGGCCAGCUCCGGGCCGGGGGCCGCCUCUCGGCCGGCUCGGGGGGAUCCAGCAUGUCAGGGGGCCUCCGGCUGAGCCAGUUGAGCCAGAUGGGUACCACCACCGACUCGCUGUCCCAGCAGCAGCAGCAGCAGGCCGCCGCCCUGAGAUACCCGCUCUCCUUCCAGAACCCCCUAUUUCACCUGGCCACCGGCACCGCAGAUGGACCCCACCUCCACCACCAGCACAGCAGGGCCCAUCUCCCGCCGCCCCUGCUCCUGGCCCCGGAGCCUGACCCCGGUGGCUCACACCAGGCCUACAUCCCCCAGUUCGCCCACGGGGGGUUCUCCCGCAGCGAGGACCUGUCCACCCUGAGGACCGGGGCAGGGCACCUGGGGCAGCCAGCCAUUAUCCACUCACACAGCUAUAGUGACGACUACAGCAGGGCUGAUUACGCACGGCGGCAACUGUCCAUGCACGGGCAGGAUAAUCUUCAACAGCAACAGCAGAUGGGUAUGGCCUCUCAGACUGGCACCUCCCACUCUUCCCUGGCCACACCCCCCUCCACAGUCCAGCCCGUGCGCCAGAGCUCCAUCGCCCCGCCUCCCGCCCAACGCGUCAAAUCACAGACCUCCCAUCAGCUGUCCGUCAGUGCGGCUGCUGCUCCCACACCAUCCGCUAAGACGCGACCGCCCAGUGCCAACCUAUCGCCAGAGUCGAACUACGGAGGUCGGCAACAGGCACCACGGCAACAGCUGUCGGUCAAAGAUAACACAGCUCCUGGACUGCCCCACCAGCAGAGCUCUGUCAGGGAGAGCCAGGUCCCCCAGGGGCCACAGGUUGGCACUACAACAACCAUACAGCAAUCACAGCAGCAGCAACAACAACAACAACCACAGCAACAGCACCUGCUCAAACCUUCCAUCAGCAAACAGGGUUCCGGCCAGUCGCCCUCGACCCUUAACCCCCCGACCCCGGCCAAUGAGAGAACAGUCGCCUGGGUCUCCAACAUGCCUCACCUCUCCGCUGAUAUUACUCUGGAGGCGAACCGCAUCGACCGCGAGGAGUUCAAGCUGAAGGAGUACUCCAAAAGCAUGGAUGAGUCUCGCUUAGACAGGGUAAAGGAAUACGAGGAGGAGAUCCACUCCCUAAAGGAGCGACUGAUCAUGUCCCACAGGAAGCUGGAGGAAUAUGAGAAGAGGCUCCUUUCCCAGGAGCAGCAGACCAGUAAGAUCCUCUCACAAUACCAGAGUCGCCUGGAAGACAGCGAGAGGCGGCUACGGCAACAGCAAGUGGAGAAAGACUCCCAAAUUAAAGGAAUAAUCAACAGACUCAUGGCUGUGGAGGAUGAGAUAAGGGGAGGAGCCGUCGUUGAGCCGCCGAAAGCUAACGUUAGGGUCUUCGCCGAUCAGGGGGCCCAGCAUUCCUCCCUGGGUUCAGCAGACCCCUGUGUGAAUACUGAAGGUGGAAGAGGAGGAGGAGGAGGAGGAGAAGAAGGAGGAGAAAAAGACGGAGGGAUGACAACUGAUCCUGACCCUACUAUCUCUUCCUCGGGCAUCUCCUCCACCGGCUUGCCCCGGAAUGAGAAUGGAGUCCCCUCCUCACCCGUAGACCCUCCUCCUCCCCCCACUCCUCAUCUCCACCCCAGUCCACCCCAAAAUGGAGAGCUCCGUGGCAACCCAACAUCCUGCCCAGUGACAAGCACGGAGGCAACUGAGAGCACUGCAACAGCAGGACUGGGCAUAGAGGAGAGGGAGCAGGUCAAAAACAACACUAAACCAAAUCAGAGAGAGAAGACACAAAUAAAGAAAUCUUGCCACAUUUCCUUCCUUUUUUGAGGAGGAUGAGAUGACUGCAAUCUUUCCCGUUUCUUUUAUGUGUACUCAAACCAGAGAGAGAAGAAAUGUUUUGGGGGGCAUUGUACAUUUAACUGUACAGUACGUUCAGCAUUAUCACACAAGACAACAAAAGGGCUUUCCAAUGGACCUCAUUUUCGUCAUGCUCAAACUGGGCUUUGGUCAGUAUCUGUCUUGCAGGACAAGAUAAUGAUACCUUUUAGUUAUCUUUGACAUUGUGGGAUCCUCAUGUACUGUUUCAAUCGAUCAAACUAUAGAGCCUAUCAUACACUGGUAUAGGCCUAAUCACCAAACCAAUCGACUAUGUGAGAUUUUGAUUUGUGUGUUUGUUUAAUCAUAUAAAGACAGUAAGCAAACACUAUAUAACGUCUCACUCCCCAAAGACUUCUCAGUAGCCAAUAGCAUCCUGCUAUAUACAUGCGUGUGGUAUCCCAUAAUUCCAUCGAUAAAGGUUGAGUCAUUUCCUGUCCUGAAAACUCCAGCUCUCAAAUUUCAUUGGUAGAGAUGUGGUCAUCUGGCUUUGUAGUUUGGUUUCCUUAGUGCCUUUGAGUGUAUUUUAACAGGGUUUUCAAAUAACAGGCGGAGAUGAUAUUGACAGAAUGAUUAUAUUAACUAAUGAUGGUACAUAAACAGUCUAAUCAAGAUCCAAAAAUAACUAUGCUGUUUGAAAUGCAGACUAACUAUAGAGUCCAGAACAAGCAGAAUACGGUUUCAUUUUUGGUAUUUCACAGACAGGAAAGUGUGUGCUGUUUUCAAAAAUGUGUAAAUUAAGGGACUUCCCAUUCGUGGACUCGUGCAAUGUUUUCUCUUCUCAAUCUCAGAACCUAUGUGUGAUCAACUGGUGCUACAGACACAAACAGUGCCAUUUCCAAAUCAAGUGUGUGUGUCAUAGCACUGCCUCUCAUGUUUCCCACUGUCUGUAUGUCUGUCUCUCUCACUCUGUCUGUUAUUGUCAAGGUAGCCUAUUUAUUUUAUGUAUUUGUCUAUGUUUGUUUGUUAUAUGUGUGUGUCAUGUCCCUAUGUGUGCAAUUGUUUAAUGGAGUGGGAGCUGGGUCAAGUAGGGUGCUUAAACCAAAUGAGACAAUAACGAAGUUGUCAGGUAAAAAGUUUACCAGCUAUUUUAAGUGGUUGAAAAUAUAAAAGGGAUACUAUUUUGGACCUUCAGUGUCCAGGUAUAUGACGUAGUCAUUUGUAACACCUGGUACACUUCCAGCAUUUUUGUCAUGGCUUUUUCUGUUUAGUACCACGUAAACUAUUUAUUUUAUUCUUAUUUGGGGGUAGCCAGUUAAGUGCCUGGAUCUCAGAUAAUGACAUUUUGGCCAGUAGUCAAACAGUGCUCAGCCAAAUUUGUAUGUGGCAUAGACUUUCUUUAUGUCGUUUCGAGGGACUAUUUUAAGUUAACGUACCAUUCAACUGAGCAUGAUGAAUGCUAAUGUAACAAAAUGUUGACGAAACAAAGAAAUUGUUUGGGACAUCGUUAGUAAAGAGUAUUUCAAAUCUAAAACAUGUUACACAGUGCACUAAAAGGAAUUCAUUGCUUUGUGUCAACUGUUCAGAUAUCACCAGUCAUUGAAUACUGUUAUAUUGUGUUGUCAUGUCCUCUUGUUUUGUGUAUAACCUGUCCAUUGUAAUAUUUGUUUAGAUGUGAAUUUGGGUUUAUUUUGGCCCUUUUAGAUUCACACUGGUGGUGCUUUAUAACUAGUUGGAUAACUUUCCAUACUCUGGCUUAGGGUCUCAAGUGAAUCAACAUGCUUCAGACAGUCCUGGUUUUGCAGAACCCAACAUCACUCUUAUUUAACUUUUUUAUUUGAUUAAGAGUCAAUUUACUGAGGGCCAAAUCCUAACUUGAUUUAUGUUUUUGCAGUUCUCCCAUUGGCAUCAUGCUUUACGAGUAAGUCUUGAGUUUAACAUGCAGAUCUCAAGUUAGGAUUCGGCACUUAGUGUAUAGGGUCAAAAUGCCUCCGCCAAUGCUGUGUCGGCCAGUACUAGGGGAUUAGCCAUAACGUAGAGUGGGUGAGAUUCAGAGAUAUGAGAGAGAUUAAGCUAUGAGUGUUGAUUUAAAAGAUAACCAAAUGUGAUUAUUAAUAGGGAGAGUUUGAUGUAGUGUUAAGUCGGCUAAUAGGGCUACCUUUCGAGUGCUGAAACAUUCAUAUCAGUAAUAAAAUGGCUUUUAAAGCAGCUAGGGUUUUACAUCUGCAUUGAGUAAAGAUAUGGGACUAUACAGGGUCACUGGUUGAUAUAUGAGCAUUGCCAUUAAUAUACCUCAGAGACACAGAAUUGAGAGACUCAGGUAAACAAGUAAUUGCCUCAGAGCUGAACACAAACUGACAAAGAGAUUAAUCCAACUUUGGAGUGACUGCCAUCAGAUACGGUGGUUGGUCCAUCUAUUACAAGAUCUGUCCCAAUGGGCAAAAACUGGUUGAAUCAAUGUUGUUUCCACAUCAUUAAAAAAAAAGGCUAAAUGUGAUGACGUUAUGGAAUUUCAUUAGGGACGUUAGGGAAUUUAGUAUUUUUUUCACCCAACUUUUAACCUAAAUCCAAUGACAUGGUGACAUGUUGUUGAUUUCCCUUUAAAUUCACUUUAGUUGACAACUCCACCAAAUGUAAAUCAAAACUAGAUGUCGAAAUGACGUCUGUGCCCAGUGGGAUGGCUAUGAUUGGAUAGCAACUCAUCAAGCACGUCCCCGUUCCUUCUCUCUCUGUCUCCCUUUUCUCCCCAUAGCCAGUCACGCAGCUUCGUGGAGGACAAUCUGGAACCUAAUUGGCUGAGGCAACACGGGCAGCCCGCAUGGCCUGGCCAUAUAUCAAG